AUGGAAUCGGAGAAAUUGAAUGAAUUAAAUAGGCAAAUCAAUGAGAUUAAGAAGCGCAUUUUAUUGGCUGAAGGUCAAAAGACGGCCAACGCCGCGGAGUGGCAAAAGCAAAAUCGCAUCAACUGUGACACAAUUGGAUCACUGAAAAAGGACAUCAAGGAACUGACAGUUAAGGUAAGUCGACUGCGGCAUCCGCUACAGCGUCCGGUGGUCAUUAAGGAACCCAGCGCGGAGCCGCGCAAAAAACAGAGUGCCACGCCCACUAUAAUUGUGGGUAAGGCUACAUAUCCCAUCGGAGCCAAAAAUGCCGAAGAUGCUAUUUUUUUGACCGAUCUGAAAAUCACAGAGGGUCGCAAGCAGAUGGACCUGCUGCGUCAUCGAUUCAAGACACGACAGCAGCACUUUAGCCGACUGGUGGAGAAAUACCGAGAGCUGUUGGCCAACAAGGAGGCACAGAAUCAAAAUUUGGGCGAGAAGCCACCGGAAACACUCGAGGAGGAUUCCAAUCGAAAGCUUGUCUGUCAGCUGGAAAAUGAGAUCCAUCGCACCAAUGUGCAGUGGAUGGAGGCGGAGCAUAUACGCAAGAAAUACCGAUCCAUUGAAGCCUCUCUCAUGACCGAUGCAGAGCGUUUUGAGCGCAGUCUGCGCGAACUGGAGCAUUCACUCAGCGAACAGAAGGCGGAGAUUGAACGACUGCAGCAGGUGCACAACGAAGCCAUUGAAAUGCGUGAUGGGGCAAAAGUAAUUCUGCAGCGCCAAGAGCAACAGGCCAAUCUUUCGCAGAAGACACGCGAGCGUCAGGCUUUGGACUUUCGCAAGCAGGUGGAGGCGCGUAAGCUGGAACUGGAGCGCAUUGGACGAAAACUGUUUGCUGAGACCAAGACGCUGGUGCAUCAGGACAGCGUUGGCUCCAGUUCCGGUGAUCAGCACACGGCUAAGACGGAGAACGGGGAGGAGGAGCCGGCAUCACAGCUGGAGAGCGUUACUAGCGACAUGGAAUCCCUGUUCAAGCAACUGAUGGAGGCAUCCGGCGCUACCUCACCCUUCGAAGUCUUCGAGCGCUUUAGCGCCCAAAAAGAGUCGGCCGCUCGUCUGACCUACUUGCGAAAGGCGGCCGAAGCCGAGAAGGCCAACCUGGAGGCAGAGCGCGAAGCACUCUCAAGCGAGCUGGAGGCCUCCAAGUUUUCCGAUGUUAAAGAGAGUGAAGUUAAUCAGGAGGUCAUCGAACAGAUCAAAAAUAAUAUUGCUGGCAAGGAGCAAGAUCGCAAUAAGGACACCGAAGCCGCUGACAAGUCUAUGGGUGUACUUAAAUAUCUCAAGGAGCGCAUUUGCGAGAUGAUAUUCAAGGUGCAGGAGGUGGACGAGAGCAACAUCGAUAUGCGAGAGCGUAAUCUUCACAUCAGCGUCGCAGAGUUGCCCAACUUUCUCACACACACCGCCCAGGAUGAGGACUUGAUUGAGAUACUUAAGUUGAAAAUUAAACGCUGCCAGGAGCUCAGCAGGCCAGAGGAUGUGCCUCCACUUGAAAUUCCCAAGCUUGAUCUAGAGGACGACGAGGAGUCCUUUGAUCAGUUAGAGCCACCCAAAUCCCCAUCGGUGCCCGAGGGCGAGAAGCCACAACCGAUGCCAAUGUGCUACUAUAAUUUGUUCGCUGGUCGCGCACAACGGGCGGCCGGCACUUCCUCAUCCUCGCCAGAGCAGGCACCGGCUGUGGUGGCCACUGCCGACGAUGAUAAUGAGGUGCCCUCACGCAACUAUCUCAAACGCCAAUCUGUGCUUAUUGUGGACUCGAAGUCGAGACGGAAGCCAUUCCGACCACCACCCGGUGCCAGACGCAAGUAG
Molecule: messenger RNA, 1842 nt
Organism: Drosophila grimshawi
Lineage: Eukaryota; Metazoa; Arthropoda; Insecta; Diptera; Drosophilidae
Gene: CCDC151
Product: myosin-9
Exons: 6
Coding region: 1-1842 (613 amino acids)
Biological process (GO): cilium movement; outer dynein arm assembly
Cellular component (GO): cilium
Source: RefSeq, a predicted model, not a curated record